Mytilus californianus (California mussel) is the source of this 855-nucleotide messenger RNA. RefSeq names its product sialate O-acetylesterase-like. The record is from RefSeq and is a predicted model, not a curated record. The transcript is spliced from 6 exons. Bases 1 to 855 code for a protein of 284 amino acids. Gene Ontology annotation, molecular function: sialate O-acetylesterase activity. NCBI's taxonomy places the organism in Eukaryota, Metazoa, Mollusca, Bivalvia, Mytilida, Mytilidae. Gene Ontology annotation, biological process: carbohydrate metabolic process.
AUGGCUAUUGCCGAAAGCAGAUCACCGGUAACUUCACGCUCUAAUACCGUGUUAUGGAAUGCGAUGAUCCACCCGUUCUUAAAAUCUACAAUAUAUGGAGCACUUUGGUAUCAAGGAGAAGCUAACUAUGGAAACGCGUUUGAUUACUCAUGUAGAUUUCCAGCAAUGAUAGACGACUGGCGCUCCAAGUUCCAUUCUGCUUCUCUGCAGACCGUAGAUGCCAUGUUUCCAUUUGGAUUUGUCCAGUUAGCACCGAAUAGAAAAACGUCUGAAGUAGGUACCUUUCCACAAGUCCGCUGGGCACAGACAGCCAAUCAUGGGAAAGUUCCAAACAAUCGAUUAAAAAAUGUCUUUAUGGCUGUUGCAUUAGACCUUCCAGAUUAUGCAUCACCACGUGGGACCAUUCACCCUCGUCUGAAGCAUGAUGUAGCAGCUCGUUUAGUUUUAGGAGCUUUAGCGGUUGCUUAUAAAAGAAGUGGAAUUGAUUAUCAGGGGCCGUAUCCCUCAUCAUAUACCUUGCAUCGUCAUAGCAAUACUCUUAUUAUAGAAUACGACAAUGGAAGAUCACCCAUUGAUGUAAGGAGCUCAACAGGAUUUCAAAUAUGCUGUACAACAAGACAUAAAGUUUGUCAUGCGUAUGCAGAGGAUAAUGGUUGGAUCAAUGCACCAAUUAAGAGUCAUGAUACAUCAAGUAUAACUUUGGAUACAUCAAAAUGCAGCCUGAGUCAUCAUUCUAUUGGUGGUUUGCGAUAUGAAUGGAGUGAAAGUCCGUGUGAUUUUAAGCAAUGUGCUAUCUAUGGGGCAUCAAACUACCUUCCCUCUCCACCUUUUAUUGUAACAAGACUUUUUCAAUAA